This is a messenger RNA of Coniosporium apollinis CBS 100218, 945 nucleotides long. RefSeq lists its product as uncharacterized. The record is from RefSeq and is a predicted model, not a curated record. The transcript has 3 exons. Gene Ontology annotation, cellular component: cytoplasm. NCBI's taxonomy places the organism in Eukaryota, Fungi, Ascomycota, Dothideomycetes. Bases 1 to 945 code for a protein of 314 amino acids.
AUGGACGAACAGGUGAACAGGCUGGUCGCGAAGCUAUGGGGUAAGCCGCGCAAAACCCCAUCCCAAGCCACCGUCUGGCAACCCCCCAACAGUAGCAGAUUGCUGACAGCGUCGAUGGGCAGAGAAAUACGAACACACACCCCGCUCCCGCCGCCUCCUCGUCGCCGUGUCUGGCAUCCCCGGGUCAGGCAAGUCUGCAACCCCUACCUCUCCCUACACACUAUCCAAGGAAAGAAUUGCGAGCUGCAGAGAGUAGUACAGCAAGCUGACUAUGUCCACGCGGAAGCAGGCAAGACGACGCUCGCGGCCAAAGUCACGAACCGCAUCAAUGACCGCUACCACGACCAAUCCCCCGGCGCCUCUUGCGGGAAUGCCAUCGCGGCGUUCGUGCCUUUGGACGGCUACCACCUGUCGCGCGCGCAGCUGGACGCGAUGCCGGACCCGGUAAACGCGCAUGCCAGGAGGGGCGCGGCGUUCACGUUUGAUGGGGAGGGGUUUUCAACGCUCGUGAAAGAGCUGAGGAAGCCGUUGCUCCCGGAAACGAAGACGGUGUUUGCGCCCAGCUUUGAUCACAAAGUGAAGGAUCCGGUCGAGGGGGAUAUUGGGAUUAGCCCCGGGAUGAGGAUCAUCAUCUUCGAAGGCAACUAUCUCUCCCUCAACAAGCCGCCCUGGAGCGACGCCGCAGCCAUGAUGGACGAGCUGUGGUUUGUCGAGGUCGACUUCGACACCGCGCGCAAGCGGCUUGUCACGAGACACGUCAAGGCGGGCAUUGCGGCCGAUGAGGGGGCGGCGCAUAAACGUGUCACGGAGAACGAUCUGGUCAACGGGAAGGAGAUUGUCGACGAUAGGAUACCGGAGGUGCAUGAGGUUAUCGUGAGUAAGGAGGACGAGGCGUGGACGCCGGAGAGGCAGGGGAUGGAGACGGCGACGGCUCCUGGGGGUUGA